Molecule: messenger RNA, 243 nt
Organism: Meloidogyne enterolobii
Lineage: Eukaryota; Metazoa; Nematoda; Chromadorea; Rhabditida; Meloidogynidae
Source: the annotation of a GenBank genome assembly
UUUAAAAUUAAAAUGAAAAUUUUAAUUUUAAAUUUUUUAAUUUUAUUAUUAAUUAAACAACAAAUUAAUUUUGUAAAUGCUUGUUCUUGUUUAAAUAUAACUGUUAAUGAUAUUUAUUGCCCUUCUAAUUGGGCUGCUCAUACUUUAAUACUUAAACGUGAAGAAAUAAAAGAAGGUGCAGUUUGGGAGUGGAAACUUCGCUAUACUGCUAAAUUUUUGAAAGUUUUUAAGGUAAAUAAAUAA